AUGCGAAUUUUCCGGCGCUUCCCGUCGCAGCACUCGGACUUUGUCCAUGACAUGAGCUUUGACUUUUAUGGUAAGCGACUGGCCACGUGCAGUUCGGACCGCAAGAUUAAAAUCUGGGAGGAACUGGGCCACGAGUGGCGUCUUGAGUACGAGUGGAACGCGCACCAGGCGAGUGUGUGGAAGGUCGAGUGGGCCCAUCCCGAGUUCGGUCAGAUCUUGGCCUCGUGCUCGUUUGACCGCACGGUCUCAAUUUGGGAAGAUCAGGGCAUGUACUUGAACGUGGGACAAGGUCCAGUAUUAAGCGGAGACGCAGCGACGGCUACUGGAGAAGCUCCCGCAGCUACUACUGCAGGAACAAAGGAAGGGUGGCGCAAUCAGGCGCAGCUGGUGGAUGCCCGAGACUCGGUCCACGAUGUCAAGUUUGCCCCUCGACACCUCGGGCUGCGACUUGCGACUGCAUCUGAAGAUGGCUUUGUGCGCAUGUAUGAAGCAAUUGACGUGAUGAACUUGUCGCACUGGCCGCUGCAGGAAGAGUUUCUGGCCGAUAAAGAUGGCGCAACGUGUGUGUCGUGGAACAAGUCACGCUUUGAUGUGCCCAUGACUGUAGUCGGCGGCAACAGCGACGUAGCCAAGGUCUGGGGAUACAAUAAUUCGUACCGCAGGUGGCAAGUCGUUGCCGAGCUUGCGGGUCAUGCGGACGCAAUUCAUGACGUGUGCUGGGCGCCAAACAUGGGCCGCUCGUCGCAUCUUUUGGCAACGGCCAGUAAGGACCGCACCGUACGCAUUUGGCGGCUUACAAUUCACGCAGACGACCAUUUGCAAGCCAAUGUAGAGGAAGUAGCGCGCAAACACCAUCAUGACUCGGAGGUCUGGCGCGUCGAGUGGAACAUCACUGGCACAAUGCUAGCAUCUUCGGGUGACGACGGGACUGUGCGCAUGUGGAAGAGUGACUUUGAAGGCAAUUGGGCUUGUGUCAACACUAUCUGUGGAGAUUUGGGCCCUGCCACGGCGCCACCUCCGAUGGCAUUGUGA
Messenger RNA from Peronospora matthiolae, 1032 nucleotides. NCBI's taxonomy places the organism in Eukaryota, Oomycota, Peronosporomycetes, Peronosporales, Peronosporaceae. The record is from the annotation of a GenBank genome assembly.